ACAAGCAUUUCUAAACAACUUGGAAAGAUCAUGGAGCUGGAAUUUACCUAUGGAUCUUCGGGUAAUUGCUGGCAGAGAAGCAUCCAAAAGGGAAAGCAGUUAGUGUUUUGGUGGAAGGAAGGCGCAUCACAAUUGCACAGGGAGGGGAGAAGGCUGAUGGCAAAUGGGGAAGACAAUGGCCAAGACCACAAGGACUCCAUAGCUCGCAGCAGCGCAAAUGGAGAGUGCAACGUUUUCUGCAGUGCCGCUGGUGAGGAUGGAGCAGGAAGGGUCCAAUGUGGAGCUUGCAGUGAGGAGGAGCACGACAACCAGAAAAACCCUCGGGCACAAUCGGAGAUGACAGUAGAGAUAGGGACACUCCAAAUUAGUAGAAGGAGAAGGCAGAGCUCAGCAUCGAAGGGAGAAGGGAGCAGGAGAGGUUAGAUUGGGUUUUAGGUGGGUUCGGGUCAGUGUGGGUGCAUGUUCGGUUCUGGGUUUUUCUUUGGGAUGGGUUAUCUUUCCAUGUUACUUCUCUAACUUCAAACCCAAUAGAAAAAGCCAACCUCCAACUACCAUAACCUCAGCACAAUCAGCCAAAACAGUGCAUGACCAAAGCGGAAAAGAAAAUGAUUGCCUCUAUAAAAGUUCGAUGACUAAAAAUAUAUGUUCUUACUUCUUGU
This is a messenger RNA of Arachis ipaensis, 659 nucleotides long. The record is from RefSeq and is a predicted model, not a curated record. Lineage: Eukaryota; Viridiplantae; Streptophyta; Magnoliopsida; Fabales; Fabaceae.